Molecule: messenger RNA, 2106 nt
Organism: Diabrotica virgifera virgifera (western corn rootworm)
Lineage: Eukaryota; Metazoa; Arthropoda; Insecta; Coleoptera; Chrysomelidae
Exons: 2
Coding region: 105-935 (276 amino acids)
Biological process (GO): proteasome-mediated ubiquitin-dependent protein catabolic process; multicellular organism development
Cellular component (GO): cytoplasm
Molecular function (GO): ubiquitin protein ligase activity; ubiquitin conjugating enzyme binding
Source: RefSeq, a predicted model, not a curated record
AGCAAUAAGUAAUCCAAUACUUGUUUGUAUUUUGUAUUUGUUUGUAGUUUUUACGUUUGUCUCAAAAGUUUUGCAUUGCCCCUUAUAUUGUGUAAAAUAUUGUUAUGGCGUUUAUAAUUCCCGACAAUAUAUUAGAGACAUUAAUUUGUACUUUUUGCCAUAAAUACUUAUCGGUAAAACCCGUAACAGUUUAUCCGAAUAGAGAUGUAGCAUGUGGUCGAUGUGCAGUCUCUGAGAAACAAAAAAACGGUAGAGGUAGAACAGAUGUUGAAUCCUUGUAUGGAAAAAUAGCUGAAACAUGGUUAUUUAAAUGUAUUAACAGAUUUGAUGGCUGUAGAGAAUUGUUAACAUGUUCUCAAGUUCUGGAUCAUGAAAAGGUGUGCUUGGGAAAAAUCCAUAAGUGUCCAAUUUGUUUUGAAGAAAUGCUGAGUUUCCUGGUGAUUCGACACUUUUAUUCCAACCAUAAGGAUGCUAUUUUGGAUUCUCCUGCGUUUGUUUUGAACUUGGAUUAUUAUUCAGAAAUGUCUAGAAUUUAUAUAUAUUCAGAAGAAGACAAUUUAUUUUCUCUUUAUAUUAACUAUAGUAAAUCAGAAAAUACAAUAAAAUUAGAAUUGGUUUAUAUGGGAAGUGAUAAAAUAGCUUCAAACAUAUCUCAUCAGUUUACCAUCACUAGCGAAAACAAUGAAUUUGAUAUUAACUUUAGCUCAAAACCUUCAUGUACUAAUGAGUUUUCCAUUGUGGAUACGUCAAAUAUGUCACAUUUAAUAUUUGUUAAAUUUAAGAUAUUUUAUCCAAACUCAAAGUUUUGGGCUAUAACUGAAAAUGUGAAUUCAUCGUCAUCCAGCAUCAGUAAUUCUCCAGAACAACCGAAACCCAGUCAGGGGGAAAAUACCAAACAAACCAAAUUCUUCAAUUUCCCUACGACUGUGAUCUAGAAUGUUUUAAUUGUAAAGAGUGUUGCAUCUUUUCCUUUGACUCGCUUGCUGUAGAGUAUUAUAACAGUCCCAUGCAUAAACAGACUAUUUGUUUUUGUUGCUUUCAGUGGUUAAACCGUAAACAAAAAAUUAAAGAAAAUGAUUUAUAUUUUAAACAUUCAAUUCCAUCAACUUUUCAGAGACGUUUUUGCAAGUACAGUAGUUGUCAUCGACUCUCCACAUUUUCAGAAAUAGUUUACCAUGAAAUAUUCUGUGAAGAGAGACCAUUAUAUGGUGCAGGAAGACUACAGUAUAAUAAUUGUCCUAUCCAAAAUUGUCGAGUUCAAAAUUUUGCUUUACCACUAUCAAAUCAUUUGAGAGAAUAUCAUGAUUAUAGGGUAUAUGCUUCUUUCUUUCAAAUUACGCAGCUACCAAUCAAAUAUUUCGUCUUCUUAGAAUAUCAGAUUAUCCAUUUUCAGCUAUCAGUCCAAGAUGAGUAUAACAUGGAAUGCAAAAUGGUAAAAAACUAUAAUAAAAUAAAAUCAGACUGGAAACCACAUGUGCUUUUUUUUCUUGAUAACACACUCACACCAUUAGCAAAGCUUCCUCUUUCAACUGAACCAUUAAGGUGUAGAGCAAAAAUUGUUUUAGUCAAAGAUUAAUAACAAAAUAUCUAUUGUAUGUGCCUAUAUAGUUCUUCAACUCUAACUUUUCACAUGCGUGAAGUUAUUUGCGAAGUACUUUUUAUACUAGGUCUCUUUUUUAUUCACAGAAACCAGUAUCACAAAAUUAAGGCGUUUGUCCAUAGAAACCACAAUAAGUUAAACAAGGAUAAACAAUAUCUAUGGCAUGUUGUUGAUACCUUGCUUACUAUGAAUUUUGACGUUUAUAAUUUUAAGUGACAGUACCAUUAGCGCAUUUGUUGGUUAUUAUUUGAAUUUAUUGUUUAUUUGGUUUUUCAAGUGAUGUAACUUUUAAUCUUUAUAUGCAUAUGUUAUUCUAACAAACAUGAUUAUUAUUAGACUGACUAACUACUGUCACCUCUUAAUUUCAUUAUUUCCGGUAUAUAUGUUAUAGUCAAAGCCCGAAUUUCAGGCACUCCUAGGUUUGACUAGGCAAUCCUCAGGUCUGACUGACGGUCUUAGUCAAAGCCUGAAAUAAAUUACAGUUUCGGCCUUUGACUAGUCAAACC